CACUUUCUCUUUCAGCUCUACACAGAGCCAGCCUCGCGACAUGGCCAGGCGACUCCUUUUCUUCAUCAUCUGCCCUAUUCUUGAUUUAACAGCUGCCAGAUUCUUACACAACAGCAGUUCAAUACUUACGACACAGCGAAUGCACAUUAAGCCGAAGUGUCAUAGUAGGCAAUAUGAAUUCAAUGGUAUUUGCUGUGACUUUUGUGAGCCUGGUUUUGUUGCCAAAUCUCUAGGUUGCACAGAGAAUCAUAAAACCAACUGCAUACGUUGCACAGAGGGUAAAGAAUAUAUGGAUGAAUAUAACUAUAAAACAGCUUGUCUACGAUGUAAUCUCUGUGAUACAGAACACGGAAUGGAAAUUGAAAAAAACUGUACCAGCAACCAGAAUGUAACAUGUAGGUGUAAGCCUGAUUUCUUUUGCAAUUCAACUAAACCUUGCCGCCACUGUGAUAAAUGUGAUAAGUGUGAAAAUGGCAUCAUUGUAGAAAAGUGCACCCAAAAGCAAAACACAGUAUGCGGAAAUAAAGAGAAUUUACAACGUGGUUGGAUAGUUCUCUCUGCUGUUAUCACAGUAAUUGUGGGACUGAUUUUAUGGAUUUUAUGGUACAAAAGGUGGAAGAUGCCAAAGAAUCCAAUUCACGGGGACCCUAAUCACUAUGAAAUUAAGGAACUCUAUCCAGAUACUGAUUUGAGCCUUUACAUUGCUGACAUUGCAUAUGAGAUGACGUUGAAUGAAGUCAAAAUGCUUGUUCGGAAACUGGGUGUUCAUAGGGUUCAAAUCGAUGGGAUCGACCACGAGAAUUUGCAUGAUGCUUCUGAGCAAAAAAUAAAAUUACUGGAAUGUUGGUACCAAAAGCAUGGGAUAAAAGAUGCUUACAAGACUCUAAUCACCACUCUGAGAGAACUUAAAUUUCAUAUCACUGCUGAUAACAUUAAGCAAAAAAUUGAGGAAGAAUUGAGCCAUUCAGAAGAUUAAAAGAGAUGUCACUGUGUAAUCAAAUUGGACUGGCUAUGUCGACACGGCGUACGUCAGCAUGCAUAACAUCAGUAACAGGACUAGUUGAUACAGCAAUAUUCCCUGUUGAACUUCCUCCCAAAAGCACACUAUGCUACCUCAGGGGUAUUUUGUCAAUUGCAGGAUCACUGUUUUACAAGAAUAAUAGACAUGCAGAUCAUGGAGGACUCCUUCCAAGUGAAGAAUGACAUGCGGUGUGUAGGCAAAUAAAACCACCACAACAAAAUGGUGGUGGUUGACACGUAAUCAGUGUCAGCAUCUGAUUUGCCCUGUUUGGGCUCAGAAGCUAAGUACAGGGAUAGAAGAUCUCCAGGGCUGUAGGCUAACUUAGGAAGUCAAAAACAAAACCAAAAAUCAGCAAAAAGGUAGUGGCAAACUGUUUUUGUAUUGUUGCUAAGCAUAGACUACAUCAUGACUAUCAUGAAGGCACCAGCAGUUGAGCUCAACUUGAAGAAGACUUGCUUACCCCAAUAUACAAUGCUUUCUCUGCAGACGGUAUGAUUUCGGGAAUUAUCCACGUACUUCAUGCAUUUUAAAUAUCUGCUUUUAAAGAAGCAGAUGUUCUUUCGUUUUAGUUUCUGUUGCUGAUAUGUUUAUUUUUGUAUAUGUUUAUUUUUGAUAUGUGUGGUGUAAUUCGAUUUUCAGCAGUGAGAGAAUUCGGUAUUUGCGUGAGAUAUUAAGAAUGAAUGACAGAAUGAAAAAUAAAUAAAUAACCCUCCCCCGGGCAAUGUCCUUUUCAAUACAUAUUAUAACAAAUUAUAAUUACAAGUUAUAAAUCGUCUUAAAAUGAACAGUAUCUAGAGCUCUAUUGAUUACACCAAAGUUUAAUUUCUACAGAUAAACUUAUGCUAAAGUUUUAUACCAUUUGCACCACUAAUCCUGUGUUUUGUACUUCCAAGUUAAAGAAUGUCCCCUUAACUAUGGGGAUAUAUUUACCCCCUUAACUUGCAAAGUCUCAAAUCGGUAACACUGAGCAGAACAGGAACAAUACAGUCCUUUUGUCACACCCCUGUCCAAGACAUGGGAUUUAGGUCAGCUGUUGGACUGGCCUAAAUAUAUUAUCUUCCGCUGCAUACAAAAAGAAAAAAGAAAAUCUUUAAUUUAAGAAGCAGGAUAGGAACUGGGUGGAGAACUACAGAGGUACCAUUUAAUCACUAUUUUCAUGUCUGUUCUUCAUCCACCCACACUAUUUCCUCAGUGAAAACUACAUUCAAAAAGCUAUUUGCUCUAUUAAGAAAAUUAUAUAUGCAGAUGUUCCCCCUCCCAACAUAACAGAGUGCUUCAAGAGUAAAAUACCAAUUGCAGAUACCCAAGCUGAGCUGAACUGGGACUAUGAAAGAGAAGUUUAUUUUAACCCUUUCCUUCUCCAGUAGUAGUUGAUAUUUCACUCCAGUUUUAUGGAAUUGGAAUUGGGAGUUUCCUGCUUGGAAAAACACACUAAAAGGCUGUAACCAUAUAGGCUUUCCUCUUGAUGUUAGAAACAAGGCUUUCUAUGUGGGGAGUAGGAAUAUCAAUUUUGGGACUAAAGUGAGGGUACUUCUAGUUUCACCCCUACUCUGCCCUCAGUUUGAUUCAGGGAUUCGGUUCAGACCUCUGGAUUAAAUAGGAGUGAUUUCCAAUCAGUGUCAGAAAUUUGAAUCAAACCACAAUCUACAUCAAGUCAAUCAUGUAAACUGGAUUUUGUCUGAUUAUAUGACCUUAUUCUCAACAAGAACAACAAAAGCAGGACAUUGCUCCAACUUGCUUCAAGGAUUUGCUGCUGAAUGUUAGCAAUGAAAACUCGAGGGGUUCCAACCGGCAAAAAAAGGGAUGGGAGCUGGAAGCCACACUCAUCCCCAAGCUGUAGGCUGCUCACCUCAAUCUUAUGUGCUUCCUUUGGUUUCACCAUGCCUUGUGGAUCCCACGGACUUGCACCUCUCACUGGAUGUCAGUCCUUUGAGGUAGUCCGGACUAGAAACCAAAAACAUGAGGACUGACGCUACCUUUAUUGUAAGGUUACAGUAACAGAAUCUGGCAAGUCUGAAAGUAUUUUCCCCUUCUCUUGCCUUUACUUUUCAGGGAAUUAGGGAAGGUCCCUUCUGAGAAGCUUUCCACAACCCUUAUUCUUCCGGUGGCCUGAAAUGUCUCCUAUCUGACUGUUGCCCUGGGUGUGGUUCUUCCUCUUCCUGUCUCUCAAGGAUAUUCCCACAGACCAUUACACAGAACAAAAGGUUCCCAUCCCUUUCUUGGUGGUUGCGAUGAUGCAUUAUAAAUGGGCACUGAAUGAGCCUCUCAUAAAACAGAGUGCUAGCACGCUGUAUCCUUCUUACGUUUUAGGUUAAUAUAUCUGUUAGACAAUUACAAAAUAAAAAUACCUUUCUUUACUCUCCAUUUCCUUUCAUAAAAGUUGAACUCAGCUUGUAUUUCCCUUACGCAGUGAACUACAGGUCUUUGGAUCAUGAUAGUAGCAUGACUUGACCUAAAGUAGAUUCAAAGCUUUGUGCUGUAAUCUUGACAUGGAAUUUCCCCAGUAAUUAA
Molecule: messenger RNA, 3532 nt
Organism: Python bivittatus (Burmese python)
Lineage: Eukaryota; Metazoa; Chordata; Lepidosauria; Squamata; Pythonidae
Gene: FAS
Product: Fas cell surface death receptor
Biological process (GO): necroptotic signaling pathway; negative regulation of apoptotic process; regulation of stress-activated MAPK cascade
Cellular component (GO): CD95 death-inducing signaling complex; membrane raft; external side of plasma membrane
Molecular function (GO): tumor necrosis factor receptor activity; protein binding
Source: RefSeq, a predicted model, not a curated record